UAGAUUUUUUUCAGUCAACAGUUGGGCUAGAUCAGCGCUGAGAAAUAUCGAAGUCGUAAGAUCUAAGAGCCGAAUAUCGGUUCAAUUCUUAGCCGCCGACGCCAAAAUCCCGACUCAUGAGACAUUCACUUUCGCUACAACUUACUCAUCCUCAACAGUGAAACAAACAAAAAAUCGAUUACACAACGCGAGACUCUGGGAUAUAAAAAGAGAGCGAUUAUAAAAUUUUGAUGAAAUUCUUCACCCCGAUAACUCCCAGGCGUAUCAUCAACCGUAUCAUAGUACCAACGUCCCUAUCCCGGGCUUAUCAUCUCACCAUGUCGUCCAACGACCAAGACGCCCCCAAAAAGAGCGCCAUCCCCAAAGGCAAAACGGAGCUCAAAAUCCUCAUGUUACACGGGUACACCCAAUCCGGGCCCCUAUUCUCCUCCAAAACCAAAGCCCUCUCCAAACUCCUCCUGAAAGCCCUAUCCCCGUCCCCCUUCAACCUACACCCAACCCUCAUCUACCCAACCGCCCCGCACCGUCUCCGCCCCUCCGACAUCCCGGGCUACACUCCCCCAGACCCCGGCUCCGCCGAAGCAGAAGAAGAAGACGAAGGCGACAACUGGGCCUGGUUCCGCAAAGACGAAGCCACGAACGCAUACCGGGGCUUCGAUAUCGGAAUGUCAUCCAUCGCAACCGCGAUACGCGAAGCCGCGGGUAUCGACGGGAUCCUUGGGUUCAGUCAAGGCGGUGCUACAGCCGCGCUCGUGGCCUCAGCUUUGGAAUUACCAUAUCGGGAUCCCCCACCCGUCCCUUCGCCUGAGGACCCGGAGGCCAUAACGUCCGCGGAUUGGAAUUGGUUACCAGCGCUACGCGAGGCGAAUCAAAACCGUCCGUUGAAAUUCUGCGUUAUAUACUCUGGUUUCUACGCCCCGCCGAAAAGUCUGCAGUGGUUAUAUGAGCCGGCGAUAUCGACGCCGACGUUGCAUUUUCUGGGUAGCUUAGAUACGGUUGUGGAGGAGGCGCGGAGUAAGGGGUUAGUGGAGCGAUGUCGGGAUCCGACGGUGAUUGUGCACCCGGGUGGUCACUAUGUGCCGGUGGCUAAAGAUUGGGUUAUGGUGUUGGUGGGUUGGUUGAGACAGCGGUAUCAGGACGCUGGUAACACUUCGGCUAGGGAAUCUUUGUAAGAUGUCUGCUGAUCCAUAGACAUUGGAGUUACAGGAGACGGCGGUGGAUUCGAGAGAUAGAGUGGAGAGCAAGACAGAGCUAGACCCGAGAGCAUUUCAUUCACAUGAGUAUAUAAUCACAGAAGGGUCCAGAAUCGAAACAUAGAAGGCAAACCAGUUUUAUACGGGCAUUGCCCACCUCCUAAUCUAACUAGG
Messenger RNA from Hypoxylon trugodes, 1367 nucleotides. Its product is annotated as serine hydrolase-domain-containing protein. NCBI's taxonomy places the organism in Eukaryota, Fungi, Ascomycota, Sordariomycetes, Xylariales, Hypoxylaceae. Gene Ontology annotation, cellular component: cytoplasm; nucleus. The transcript has a single exon. The record is from RefSeq and is a predicted model, not a curated record. Bases 231 to 1172 code for a protein of 313 amino acids.